AUGAAAUGGUCCAACAUCUGGCUCACCACGAUCAAGGCUGAUAAGCCGGACAUGAUGAUGGACAACAUUUCCAUCUACAUUGGACAUGGCGAUGCAGCCCGAACGGACAAUCUCGCAAAGGGCGCUGGUGGCGAUUACCGCUUCCUCGAUUGGACCCGUAACAUGACUGCCACUCGCUAA
Molecule: messenger RNA, 180 nt
Organism: Fusarium odoratissimum NRRL 54006
Lineage: Eukaryota; Fungi; Ascomycota; Sordariomycetes; Hypocreales; Nectriaceae
Exons: 2
Coding region: 1-180 (59 amino acids)
Source: RefSeq, a predicted model, not a curated record